AUGGCGACUGCUCCGAGCAACUUUGCCUUCACCUCCAGCCUGCCAAACUUUGAAUGUCCGACAUUCUUCAGCGGAUGGCUCUGCCCGCCCCCAAAUGCUUGCGCACACGAUGCCGAUACCGGGAGGAUCUAUUGCUGCAACCAGCAGGAUAGUUCUGUCAAACCUGGCGUUGUGUUAAUGAAAAGUUUGCUCCUUUCCCCUGCGACCUUUGCCCUUGGGCUGACUCCAAAUAUUGCUCUUCGCGAUGAACUGACUGCAUUUUCUUGCGUGAACAGAGAGACCUGCAUCACAGCCAGUGGCCGGCAUAACGUGUGCUUUAGCAAAGCCCAAGAUGUCCUGUUUGACCUCAACGCCGAGGCGCUUAAUGCCACGUACUCAUCCCUGGCCUCCGCUUCGCCAUCUGCGAGCAGCUACACUUUCGACCCUGUGAGUUUAGGUGUCCAGCCGACGUCCUCCCCUUCUACCACCAGUACUGGAACCGUCAGCACUGGAACCACUGCCUCAGCUCCUCAUUCCACAACAAACGUACAGAGCACAGUAACAGUAAUCGCCGGUACCUCUACCUCGUUGUCGGGCGGUGCCAUUGGGGGGAUUGUCGCUGGCGCGCUGCUCACAACAGGCCCCUCCUGGGCCAGGUCCUCAUCCUCCAGAACCGGCGUAUAUCAUGCCGCCUGCAGGCACAGAUUGGAAGCUCAGGGGAAACCGGUUUAUGAAACAGCGUAUACGGAGCGGCCUUACGAGGUUGAAGGGCCGACGAAACAAGUGCAUGAAGCUGGUGGGCUGGCGUCCAACAGGCACGAAUCACCGGGGCAUUGA
Molecule: messenger RNA, 816 nt
Organism: Penicillium daleae
Lineage: Eukaryota; Fungi; Ascomycota; Eurotiomycetes; Eurotiales; Aspergillaceae
Exons: 3
Coding region: 1-816 (271 amino acids)
Source: RefSeq, a predicted model, not a curated record